UACAACGAUAAAGUGACAGUUGAGGUGAAACAACAGGGAUGAAUUUGGUUAGAAAUUCUUGCAGUGUUCCAUGUAAUUGCCUCUUUCUGAAAUCGUCCUCGCUUUCAGUCGCAUUAUCCGUUUUUGCCUCAAACUUUAUCCUACACCAUAUAGCUUUCAGUCUCCGUCUCUUGAGCUACCGAUUUACUGGAUACCGGCCGUUCAUCUGAAAAAAUAAUGGCUGAAAGUUCCGAUUCGACAUUGCUUGAUAAAGAGAGUGUCAGCACCACUGCAAAUAACAAACGCGAAGCUCAUUCUGAUAGCUCGGAUUCCGUAACAAAGAAGUUGAGAAGCAGCGACACUCAUGAGGAGCCGAAGGCUGAAAUCACUGUCCCGAAAAAUGGAAGUGAAUUGUAUUUUGAAAUAGAAGCUGAUGCAGCUGAGGAUAAGGGUUCCAGGCAGACCAUGGAGGACGCUUCUGUUGUUCUUCCUGAUGCUGACCUUGAAUUUCCCGGGAAAUUGAGAUGUGCUCAUUUUGCAAUAUAUGAUGGGCAUGGAGGUCGAUUAGCUGCUGAGUAUGCCCGGAAGCAUUUACAUGCCAAUGUUCUAUCUGCAGGCUUACCACGUGAGUUGUUGGAUGUUAAAGCAGCCAAAAAGGCCAUACUCGAAGGAUUUAGGAGAACUGAUGAGUCUCUUCUUCAGGAAAGCACCAAAGGUGGUUGGCAAGAUGGAGCAGCUGCAGUAUGUGUCUGGGUAUUAGGCUCCAAAGUGUUUGUUGCUAAUAUUGGAGAUGCGAAAGCAAUUUUAGCUCGGUCAUCUCCAACUGACGGUUCGAACAACACUACUGAUGGAUCAACUCCAAUAAAGGCCAUAGUCUUGACCAGGGAACACAAGGCUAUAUAUCCUCAAGAACGUGCACGCAUCCAAAAAGCUGGGGGAUCUGUCAGUUCUAAUGGACGAUUACAAGCGCGCCUUGAAGUUUCCAGAGCUUUCGGAGAUCGGCAGUUCAAGAAGGUUGGUGUCAUUGCAACUCCAGAUGUUCAUUCAUUUGACCUUACCGAGAGAGACCACUUUGUCAUUCUUGGCUGUGAUGGCUUGUGGGGGGUUUUUGGGCCAAGUGAUGCUGUUGAUUUUGUUCAGAAGCUAUUAAAGGAGGAGCUAUCUGUGAAAGCUGUGAGUCGCCGCCUUGUGCGGGAGGCAGUCCGAGAGCGUCAAUGCAAAGAUAACUGCUCCGCUGUUGUAAUUGCUUUCAGGAAAAAGCAGUAAAACUCCGAAAUUUGUUCAAAAAGAAUCUUAGAGUCUAGGCAACCAGAUCUGGUCUUGUUCUUUGGUUCAUACUUUGUGAUGGGUUGUAUCAUGCUUUCAUCUAAUGUAGUUGCAGAUUCUUACAUUUCAGAUCUCUUGGCUUUUGACCAAGCUGUGCAAUUUGUUGUAGAAUAGGUCAGUCUUUGAAAUCUUUUCCAGCACAAGACAUGUAUGAACAAACCAUCCAAGUUGGAUAAAUUUUCAUACAACUAAUCGAGCUUUUUUGGUGGAAAUUAAAGGAUUCAAGCCUUUUCAGUUU
Molecule: messenger RNA, 1543 nt
Organism: Solanum tuberosum (potato)
Lineage: Eukaryota; Viridiplantae; Streptophyta; Magnoliopsida; Solanales; Solanaceae
Product: probable protein phosphatase 2C 8
Exons: 10
Coding region: 217-1245 (342 amino acids)
Biological process (GO): protein dephosphorylation
Molecular function (GO): protein serine/threonine phosphatase activity
Source: RefSeq, a predicted model, not a curated record